AUGUAUUCCAGGGACAAAAGCGAGUAUAAUGUUUCUACUCUUGAUGUCCUUGUGAACCACACUAACCCUAACGUGCUCGUGGAUUUAAUAUUAAGGUCAUUUGCUACAUCGAUGAGCGGUGAUCCGCUUUUCCGCUUCAAAAACAUCAACAUGAACACUCCACCUAGCAGCUCUGGAGGUGAUGGUGAAGGUAUCCCUUUUGGCAGCUUCAAUCGCCAAACCCAGAAUCAGCAAAGUCAACAAACCCAGGCUCAGAUGGAAGCUCAGAUCUACAACGUUGCUUUAGCAGCACAAGGAGACAAGCAGAAGGGUUACACAUCUUUUGAACCUGGUAAUGGUGGGAGAGAUAAUGCAGAAGAUUCAGAGAGCAAAGAUUCUAGUUCUACAGUUAGCAACCCAAGUCUGGAAACCAAGAGCAGUCAGAGUAGCCAAUGGUUUACCAAUGAAGAAUUCACUAAGUUAAAGUCUCUCCUCCAGGCUGACAGCAUGAGUCCAUCACCACCUCUCUCACCCUCACUCAAGCAUGCUGCUUAUUCUGUUACUCAACAUCUACCACAGUUCCCCAAUUUUUCUGGACCUAGUGACCAAGAAGCUGAUUGGAUUUGCCAGACAAAGUAG
Linum trigynum is the source of this 618-nucleotide messenger RNA. Lineage: Eukaryota; Viridiplantae; Streptophyta; Magnoliopsida; Malpighiales; Linaceae. The record is from the annotation of a GenBank genome assembly.